Molecule: messenger RNA, 5722 nt
Organism: Toxoplasma gondii ME49
Lineage: Eukaryota; Apicomplexa; Conoidasida; Eucoccidiorida; Sarcocystidae
Product: diaminopimelate decarboxylase
Exons: 5
Coding region: 1104-3164 (686 amino acids)
Molecular function (GO): diaminopimelate decarboxylase activity
Source: RefSeq, a predicted model, not a curated record
UGGAACUUGCUUCCAUGAAACCCCGUCUCAAGCCCAUAUUGCAGCUCAACUGCGACUACUUAGCCAAGAUCAAAUCUGCUAGAUCAAAAGCUACAGGCAAAUGUAUUCCGUGCAAAGUUUCUACAGUCUCUUCUGUUGCAACUACAGACAGAACCAUCUGUGAAACAUGUCUUCAGCUGGCAAGGAUGUCCGGCGGUGCUUUGUGUUCCUUUCACGUGAUCUGGGCUCCAUCGUGAACGCUGCUCGUUUCUGCCUCAGUCUUCGACAAGAAACAUUAUUUUUAAAAGGUAGCUACUCAAGUGUUCCUGGUAUACAAAGGACGUGCUUUUGUCAAUAUCGUCGUCGCGAGGAGUCAUUGCUCUACGUGGCGGGCACGACGAAUCCACGACGUAAAACGCGAAUUUUUGAACGGAAGCGGUUUUUUUUAUUUUGAUCUGUGUUUCGUGUUGCGUAGGCAAGGUCUGGAAGUCGGACGGGUGUCUGGUUACGGUGACUCUCUCUACUUGUUUCAUAUUUCGUGACCGUGCUCUCUGCGGUCCAAAAAUUAUCUUGCAAACAGUUCCACCUCAUUAUUACGGACUGCAACGUUGUUUUUGUCUUUGUAUUUCCGUGUUCGGAUGCUAAGUCUUGGUGGGGCGACAAACGGGCCAAACAGUUUCCGAGCGGUCGUUUGCUAUUAGUGCUGUACGUUUGUCUCUCAUAGCCUGUUGUUUACCGUCUACUCUCCGCUUAUUUCGCUACUCUGCAUCUCCUUGUCGGCGUGAUGGCUUUUGAAUCCACGCUGCAUCCACCGACUCUUUCUAUACACCUGAUUCCCGGUCAAACCUGAUACGAUGAACAAAUUCUUGAUUCAUACUCUUUGUAUUCAUAUCCAUUCUGUCGUGCUACGUGAAAUGCUCAUUUGUUGUCGUUACAAGGGUGUGCUUGCCAAGCUAAAAUUCGCCUGCGUCUUUGUAUCUUUGCCUUCCUGGUCUUCGGGUUAUAGCUGCCACUGUUGCUUGGUUAAGUCGUUCCCACCUUUCACCUUUCUUCAAUCCACCAACGCACGUUUCUCUCCCUUCACUUCUUGGCCUGUCCCACUGUGACUUCCUCUACCCGCAACAAUGGCACGUACAGCAGCGGCAACAGAUAAAGGAGUGUCAGCAGUUGAUCCAUGCCAAGGGUCGCAGGCAGCUUGCCUACCACCAGUUCAGCCGCUUCAUUCAGGUCUUUGUGGCCUCUCUGAAGCCCCCCCCCGCGCGGUUUGUUUGUCACGUCAUUCUUUGUCGGUAGAGAGAGAUGCGUUAUCCUUAACGGAACUGCGCCUUCCACCGCUCUUGCCCCUGCCGAAAACACAGGUGUUGCUCACUUCUGAUCCGGCGACUCCUUUGUCCUCUGAUUUUCCGGAGGCAGAGUUUGCAUCAGUGAAUCCGUCUUCUGCCUGCUCCCCAAACACUCCUCCGGGUCAAAACUCAUCGAGCUUUUCCCCCAUGGCUUGCUUCUUCCGGCAACAGGCAACAAUUCACCCUACUCCUUUCUACUUGUAUGAUGAAACGCGCAUUCGAGAGAACUGCCGGCGCCUUCUCGCCGCUUUUUCGUGGGCGUCUGAGCCCUUUUCAACUUCUUCUCAGUCUGCUUUGGAGAAUGCGCCUCGCUCUCCCCGCGAAUCCUUGGAGAACCGGCUUGGCGUGUGUUCGUCCUACUCUGCAGCUGCUGGCUUCACUAACUACUUCGCCGUCAAGGCAACGCCGACACCGGCAAUUCUCGAGAUUCUCAGAGAAGAGGGCCUUGGUGCGGACUGCAGUAGCUUGGCUGAGCUUUUGCUCGCCGAGGCUGCGGGGUUCCGAGGAGAACGUAUUUUCUUCACUUCGAACGAAACGCCUCUCGAAGAAUUUUUGAAAGCGCGAGACCUAGGUGCAAUCAUCAACCUCGACGAUGCAUCACAUCUGGACUUCCUCCAUGAGAAAUUUGGAGGCGCCUUACCGUCUAUUUUGUGCUUUCGUUUCAACCCUUCCGCAGAAUCACGCCAGUCAACUUCUCAAAGCAAUCCAGUGAUUAUGGGUCAUCCGAAGGAGUCGAAAUUUGGAAUGACGAAGACACAGCUCUUUCACUGUCUCUCUCGGGCACGCAGCUGGGGUGUUCGUCGCUUUGCUUUGCACACCAUGAUUCUGUCGAACUGCCUCUCUGUGGAUGAAGUUGUGGAAACGGCUCGCCUUAUCCUUACCGUCGCAGCGGAGAUCAACGAAAGACUAGGCAUCACGAUUGAGAUGAUAAACCUAGGAGGGGGAUUAGGGGUGCCCUACCAUCCUGAAGAGAAGGAUCUUAACCUUCACGAGGUCUCUGCACGCAUUCGGACCUGGUACAAGUGCACGCUCGCUCUCAAAGGUCUGGCUGGCACUCGACUGGUGACCGAAAACGGAAGAUUUAUUACAGCUGACGCGGGCGUCUUGGUUACUCGAGUCAUCCAUCAUAAAAAGACAUACAAACGAUUCAUCGGUGUUGAUGCGUGCAUGGCUCACCUAAUGCGACCAGGCAUGUACGGCGCCUAUCACCACAUCUCUGUCGUCCCCGACAGAGACCAUGAUGAUCCGAGGCUGCCUUCGAGAAGAAAUCUGUUUUUGUCACCUGAAGAUGGUGAAGAGGCAGACGACGUCAGCGACGACGAGAUCUACGAUGUUGUGGGUGGCCUUUGUGAGAACAACGACAAAUUCGCUAUCGAUCGUCCCCUUCCUCGCGUAGAUAUAGGCGACAUUCUUCUCAUCCACGACGUAGGCGCACAUGGGCACUCCAUGUGCUUCAACUACAACGGCCGACUUAGGUGUGCUGAGUACCUCAGGCGCCUCAACGGUGAAGUUGUGAUGAUUCGCCGCGCUGAGACACUGAAGGACCUUUUCGCGACAAUUCAAGAACCCUCCUUACCUUGCGGUUUAGCCCUGCUGGUUACUACCCGCCGCUACGAGGUUUCGACCUCUGCUGUUUCCUUGCCGCUUCUUCCUCACUGCUUUUUUUGGCGUCUCGCCUCCUCACUUAGCCCCCCGUGGUGGUCCUUCCAGUGGGCAACACAGAUGUCUUCGUCCACUCUGCUUCUAUGGAGCAGGUCAUGCUUUCUGACAUCUCUUGGUGCCGCCGUCGUGCUUGCCACGUUGAGCUGUCUUUUCUCGUGGAAAAUCCCACGGUGGCGUUAGACGGAAAAGCCUGCCGCCUUUUCGUCUUUGUCUAUGCUGUAUUGGGUUUUCCUCGGAUUAAACAGUUGUGUCCCCGGCUGGUUCCUUGCCUUUGUUUCGCGCGUCUGCACCGGCGCUGUUUCAGUCACUCUCUUUUCGAAGGUUGUAGCUGUGUCUGGUCGUUCAGUUCUUCCACCGGUUUUACACGCGUAUCACAGACUCUCUUCUGUCCUGGAGCAUAGGGACACCUCCACACUUUGUACUGAUACGUUCAGGAGCAGACUGUUAUAUCCGGCGAUCUAGGCUGUUCACAAUGUUAUGGGUGAAGUCGAAUACACAGACACUUCAUAGUUUUUACGAUCCUGGGUGUGACUCCAGUUAUGAGAUUGACUAUGGCAUGGCUGGAACCAUCUGGUUCAGGUCGUUUUCUGUUCUAUCGAAUCACGUUUUCGCGGCAGACGACGACAAUGAAGCGAGAAAUUUAAGACAGUUGAUUGUUGAACAAGUUUCUCCACGCGUAAGCAUUGUAUUCUUUCCUCGACGUCUAAAGGAAUACGCACAGAGCACUUGAAAUGGACAACCGCUUGACAGUUGCCAAGAAAAGAAAGUUCGCGAGAGUUUCAAGGCAAUUACGUGGGGAAUUCUCCGUUCGAAAGCAAAGGAGCGGAGCUGUGAAGACGGAGGGUGCACGCAUAAAUGUGGACCGGCGGCGGCCACCCGCUUUAUGCCAAAUGCAUACACCAAAGAAACGUGCCAGGUGUAGCGCAACAACGGCAGCCGUCGGCGCCUAAAAAUGAAUGUGCUUGUCUUUAAUUUCAUAAUAGAACAAUGGUCAAGCAUCUCUUCCCACACAACAGCGUCUUCCCUAAGCCACUGAAUGAGCACUGCAUUCUCUCUUUCGAGCAAGCACCACAACAGGUGUUAACAAUAUUGCAUCUCCAUACAGCGGCAGUUAAGUAUCGUCGAAGCGGAAGAACUUCUGCCGUCGGUACGAGACGCUGCACGCGGUGACGCCACCUUAUUCACCUGCGUGUGUGUGAAUUCAUACAUCCCUGUUUCUGGGAAGCGUAGAAACUCAUCCACGAUAACUAAAAGGACAAGCGUUCCACGUACAAGGCCGGGUCCUCGUACAUGUGGAAUGUUCCUAAAAUGCUGCGAAGCCCCUUUUCAGCGGCGUCCAACAUAUGAUGUAGAAACGCAGUCCGACUGCGAAUACCUGAUGCAUGCAUACGAAUUGAUGUGUUCAUUCCCUGUGUGUCUUCGGAGUCAUCAUAUAUAGAUGCUAUACAUAUACGAAUAUGAUAAUCUGAAGAGGCCUGAAGAAGCAUCAGAGAGCAUUAUCAUGGUGAGUUGCCUUCCGCAACGAAAUCUUCAACAAGAUCAUCCGUUAGCUAUCUGGCAAUCUCAAGCCGUGUUUCUAGCAUGCGUCUAUCUCAUACACGACUACGAUCCGACAAACGGGGUCAGAAAAAAGAGUGACAUGGUCGAACGAAAGCUGCCCAGAGAAAUUCGCCGACAAAUGCCAAACCAAGCGCCGAACGAGAAUCGAAAAAAACGGUGUGGACAAAGCAGGAAGAAAAACGAAAGGAGAGAAUAGAGAGCACAAGAGUACGCAUCCGCGGAAAAGCCACAGAGUCUGCUCCUACCUCUACCACACACAAAGGUGUGCAUUUUGAUAUACAUGUAAGCGCAGAUACAUGCGUCCAUACACGCGUGAAGAUAACUUCACGUACAAGUAAGCCCCCCGACACGGGCACCACAAACAACAGCGGAACGAGAACGCUUCUCGGAGAGAACUUUCGUCGUUGCUCUAGCGAGGAAGAGCCCGUUGGUAUUUCAGCGCUUGUCGCGUUUCUAACAAAGUUUCCAAAUAGCUGAAUCUUUCACCCCAAAGGCCGCACCUAGUCUUCCCUUCCAAGUCGAACACCAUCUACGCCACUGGGUCGCUUGAUCCUGCGGUCGCGCCAGCUUGCCUGCAUUGACACAAGUUUUUUUUCCUAAUAGCCAGUGGACCUGAUUUCAAAAUCACCUUCAGGCGCCUUUGUUUCUUAAUUAUCGUCAUCGUUCCCUUUCCUUGCUCACCCACACACGGCGCCACCAUGGAAGGCUCGUGGAGAGUUCUUUCGAGGAAUUCAUCACCCGCGUCUUCUUCCUUUUCAUUGACCCCCGUGCUUUCACUCAUCUCAAUUUGGUUCCCACGGCGCCGAUGCUUCUCCCUCAUUGUCCUCGUGUCACACCUUUCUCCGUCGCUGGCGUCCAUCAAAAAACUUAAGAGGGUUCUUUUCGCUCCUGCAUGGCCACCGAAAGUCCUCUUACGAGGCUCUCACCAAGGAACAGGCGACUUUGGGGGUGUGUCUGCCUCGUGGUAGGUCGUCUCUGCUUCUGAUUCAGUCUUUUCUCCAUUUUCUUCCCUCAAAGGCACUUUCCGGGGCCGACCCCGUCCUCUCUUUGGAACCGUAGGAUUCCAUACACCUGGAACCUCUGCUGCAGUCGGUUCCUCCCCCUGUGGUAUCUCAUCCACUUUCACUUUUCGAGGCCGACCCCGUCCUCUCUUUGGAACCGUAGGAUUCCAUACACCU